Messenger RNA from Tupaia belangeri chinensis (Chinese tree shrew), 2525 nucleotides. Its product is annotated as KIAA0930 ortholog. Lineage: Eukaryota; Metazoa; Chordata; Mammalia; Scandentia; Tupaiidae. The transcript has 10 exons. The record is from RefSeq and is a predicted model, not a curated record. Bases 21 to 1241 code for a protein of 406 amino acids.
AAGAGCGCUCGCUGCAGCACAUGCUGCGCGCCAUAGCGGAGGAGCGCGGCCGCCUCAACCUGCGCCGCGAGGUCUGCGGCCUGGGGUGCUUCAAGGAUGACCGCAUUGUCUUCUGGACCUGGAUGUUCUCCACCUACUUCAUGGAGAAGUGUGCCCCCCGGCAGGAUGACAUGCUGUUCUAUGUGCGCCGGAAGCUGGCAUUCACGGGUGGCGAGAGCAGCGUCGACGGGAGGAAGCAGGCAGAGGCAGAGCCCGAGGUGGAGGUGGAGGUGUACCGGCGGGCCUCCAAGAAGCUUCCGGGCCUGGGGGACCCCGACAUUGACUGGGAGGAGAGCGUCUGCCUGAACCUCAUCCUGCAGAAGCUGGACUACAUGGUGACCUGUGCGGUGUGCACGCGCACCGAGAGUGGCGACAUCCACAUCCAUAAGAAGAAAUCCCAGCAAGUGUUCGCAUCCCCCAGCAAGCACCCUAUGGACAGCAAAGGUGAAGAGUCCAAGAUCAGCUACCCCAACAUCUUCUUCAUGAUCGACAGCUUCGAGGAGGUGUUCAGUGACAUGACCGUGGGGGAAGGAGAGAUGGUCUGUGUGGAGCUGGUGGCCAGUGACAAAACCAACAUGUUCCAGGGGGUCAUCUUCCAGGGCUCCAUCCGCUACGAGGCACUCAAGAAGGUGUACGACAACCGGGUGAGCGUGGCAGCUCGCAUGGCACAGAAGAUGUCCUUCGGCUUCUACAAGUACAGCAACAUGGAGUUUGUGCGCAUGAAGGGGCCACAGGGCAAGGGCCACGCUGAGAUGGCCGUCAGUCGUGUGUCCACUGGUGACACGUCCCCCUGCGGGACCGAGGAGGACUCCAGCCCGGCGUCCCCCAUGCACGAGCGGGUGACCUCCUUCAGCACCCCCCCGACCCCGGAGCGGAACAACCGGCCGGCCUUCUUCUCGCCGUCCCUCAAGAGGAAGGUGCCCCGGAACCGGAUCGCCGAGAUGAAGAAGUCUCACUCGGCCAACGACAGCGAGGAGUUCUUCCGGGAGGACGACGGUGGAGCCGACCUGCACAAUGCAACCAACCUGCGGUCUCGGUCUCUGUCGGGCACUGGGCGGUCCCUGGUUGGGUCCUGGCUGAAGCUGAACAGAGCGGACGGGAACUUCCUUCUCUAUGCACACUUAACCUACGUCACUUUGCCACUGCAUCGGAUCUUAACAGACAUCCUGGAGGUCCGGCAGAAGCCCAUCCUGAUGACCUAGCCGUGUGCGGAGCCGCGCGGAGCCCCUGGCCCUGCCAGGCCCUGGGAGCGCUGCCAAGUGCCUACCUGUCCACCGCCACCGGGUCUUCUGUGACAAGCCAGCGCUGGAGCCACAGCCAGGGGAGGCCACCCGGCUCCUGGGCCAGGGCCGACUCCACGGACACCAGCCCAAACUGAAGUGCCUCUUCUCCUCCCGUGGCUCUGCCCCGCCCUGCACCACCGCCAUCACCCCCAGCCGUCUCCGGAGAGCCCUCUGCACCCAUGGGGACCAGAGACACCAAGAGGCCAUGAGAGCGUGCCCGGGAGAGCCAGCGUCUGGGAUGUGUCUGCCUGCUGCUCUGGGUUCACACCUAGCGAGGCGUGAACACCUGACGCCUGGCGGGCACAGUGUGAACUGUCAGCACCCCUAAGGAAGCCCAGUGUAAGGCCCCGUCACGCCGCACCAAUGGCCUUCUGCAGCCAGGCUGUGACCUGCCCUCCCUCCUUACCAUUUGGUCAUAACAGUCACCAUGGGGGUGGUGGCUUCGCCCUGGGCUGGGGAUACCUCAUCCUACGCCCAGUUCCAGAAAGGCCUCGAGCUGAGCAGAUGGGCCCCGAUCCCGCCAGAAUGGCCUUUUGCUUCCAGCCAAAGAACACCGCCAACAUACACACCUCUAACCUAGAGACGCCGCGCUCUGGGCCUCGGCUGGAGCGACCACAGGACUGGGAUUCCAGGGGCAGGUGGCCUUGCAGCCAGGCAGAGAGCAGGAUUUCUGCUGAAGGGUGUCUGAGGUGGGGUGAGGUUGGCAUCUUCCUGGGAAGGUUCUAGGUGGAUCCUCCAGCCUCUGGGGGUCCGGCGAGGGGAUGGAGUGUUAAUUCAUCUUCCCCGGCUUCCUAGAGCUUUUUCCUCUGACCGAGUGUGCUGUCCCACUUCUCAGAGAGCUCACCGAGGCAAAGGGGAGUUGGCUUGCACGCGGCAGCCUGGUGACGGCCGCCCAGCCCAGGCCAGCCCGUGGCCUCACCCAGCAUGCAGGAGUUUCCACCUGUGACCUUCAUCGUGCCCCUCCAGAGCAGAGGCCCCCCGACCCGCCUGGGAAUCAACUGGAAGCUGGGUCUCUGUUGCUUUUUCUGAAGUCCCCAGGAACACGGGAGGGCCCGGCGGUGUGUUUAGAGAUCUUCUUUAUGGGGAGAAGAGGAGGAGGGAGGGGCUCCUCCUCGUGCUUUUACUCAUGGGCUCCGGGACAGGGGACUACUUCGGCUCUCCAGAUUUUGUAUGUUGUUAUUAAAAGCGAGCUAUUGCAUUUCA